Molecule: messenger RNA, 3367 nt
Organism: Pygocentrus nattereri (red-bellied piranha)
Lineage: Eukaryota; Metazoa; Chordata; Actinopteri; Characiformes; Serrasalmidae
Gene: trappc6bl
Product: trafficking protein particle complex 6b-like
Exons: 7
Coding region: 241-726 (161 amino acids)
Biological process (GO): regulation of GTPase activity; endoplasmic reticulum to Golgi vesicle-mediated transport
Cellular component (GO): trans-Golgi network; cis-Golgi network; TRAPP complex
Source: RefSeq, a predicted model, not a curated record
UGGGCUGUCACAGCGAUUACAGGCUCCGAAACACAAGGUGGCAGAGUUGGUCGUUUAGCGCCUGAAAUGAAAACAUCCGCUUUACUGUACAGCUAGCUAAUCAUAGAAGGAUCCUGGAUCUCUCGUGUAUAUUAAAUAUGUGUUAGGUUACGCGAUACCGGAGUGCCUGUUCCUGUCUGGUCUAUUCUGACUGAGAGCUGAACGGGACUAAAGUUAGCCGAGAGGACGAGCUGUGUAAACAUGGCAGACGACGUGUUGUUCGAGUUUCUGCACAUGGAGAUGGUGUCCCACGUUUACAAGGAGCAGGCGAGCCGGGACGACAUUGACAAGGACAGAAUAACAUGCGUGUCCAUAUUAGAAGGAAUGGGUUUCAGAGUGGGACAAGGCCUAAUAGAAAGAUGUACAAAAGAUUAUCCCACUUUCAAAGAUGACUUGGACGUCAUGAAGUUCCUCUGUAAGGAUUUCUGGACCAGUAUUUUCAGAAAACAAGUUGACAACUUGAGGACUAACCACCAGGGAACGUAUGUUUUACAGGAUAACAAAUUUGCACUGUUAACUCAAGUGUCCAGUGGAAAGCAGCACCUAGAAGAAGCUCCUAAAUACUUGGCCUACUCUUGUGGGUUGAUUCGAGGAGCUUUGUCCAACCUGGGCUUGGAAAGUGUGGUGACUGCUGAAGUUUCCUUAAUGCCAUCAUGCAAAUUUCAAGUUGUGAUUCAGAAAAGCUAAAAUGGACUAAAGCAUCUUUGGACAACUGCUGGUGUUUACUCUCAAAGUAAUAUGAAUGUAAAUUACAUCGAUCCUGAAUGUUUACAAAACACACAGGGAGUUUUCAGCACAUAUUUUUGAUAAAGUUGUGUUUGUAGUUGACUUUUGUGGACAAUGUUACAUACACGUUUUGUACACAUGCAUAGAGUAGAAAACUCUUUAUCCAAGAAGAAAAAAAAAAAUGACAAAAAUUAAUUUUAAAAAUAAAAAAAAAAGAAAAUAAUAGACAGGAGCCAAAUUAAAUUUGGCUCGGCUAUUUAUUUCAUUGUUAAGCAGCAUUCACUGAGAUCCAAAGUGAAGUUUUUCCUUCAUGCUGUUUUUUUCAGCAUGUCUUUAGUAUCCUAGAUUCUGGAAUUUCAACAUGUUGAAUGUGGUUCAAGAAAACAGAUGGAGCUGUGCCAUACAGACACGUUUAUAAGAGCAGACAAAUGCAGCAUAUGUAAAAAUAACAGUGAGUUAAGGCCACCACACACCAGACAUGUCGCAUAGCAUUAAGUAACAGGUACGGUACAAAGUGCCGCAACAGCACAUACAAUGUGUUGCAGUGAAAGAGGCGAUGAUUGUCAAAUCCAGGUUAAUUUUUACACGGUAUACAUUACUAGUAUAAAUUUAGUGAGAAAAAAAAACCUAAUUAUUAUGCUGGUAACAGCGUACCAUCACGUUGCAAGCUCGUUGUUUUUGAGCUAAAAUAUAUGAGGUUUAAACAGACUAGGCUAGAUAAACCACAAUUAGCGGAGGUAGCUUACAGUAGUUUGCUAAAUUUGACUACUGCCAGUCAUUAUUACAUGUUCUGUUGAUUUUUUGUUGAUAAGUUAAACCGUCCUCUGCAGGUAACACAUUUGUGGACAUUUGCUAACAAAAUACCACUUUUGUCCAGGUCACAUGUCAUUGGUUUUUAAUUUUGGCUGGUUUUUAAUUUUUUUUGCAUCUCAUUGGUAACUCUCACUUCACUUUACCUGUGUGUAAUAGCACUUGUUAAUAAAAACUGUUGGCCAUUUUGAAAACUAAAUAUUGCCAUUAGUCCAAAUAUCACAAGCUAUUUAAGAUGAAGUUACCGUUUACUGUACAUCCCAUAUCUGACUGUCCUUGACUGGCUUACAGAAAGGUACAGUAUGCAAAAACCAUGGUACAGCGUCUGCACAGUAGGAAAUGAAAGUGUCAUUUUGGUUCACAAUUACUCCUCAUCUCACCCCUGUAGUCUUCACUGUAUUUCAUACUACCUAAAGCCAAACGUACAGAUGUUCACCAAAUUGUUUAGAGUGUAUUUAAUCUACCUCCGUUCCAGAAAAUGAUCAAUGUAGAUUUGAAGGAAAAGUAUAGCUGCCAAAUAGUUCUUAAGUGGUCAUAGAAUUGUAAAUGAAUGAAAGUUCCUCUAUAAUUGAUUUUACCGAGCUUUUCAUUCAGAUUUUUCCAGUGUCAUAUGUACUUCUAAAUGAUUGGGCUUGGGUGGUUUCUGUAAGUUACUGGUUCUAAAGCAAGUCUGGUAACUAUUAUAGGAGUAGAACCUUGUGUAGAUUUGUUAGUCUAUUAUUUAUUGUAGUGCUUCUGCCCAGAAUGAGGUCCUUGGUUGUUUUAGUGCAACAUGGUUUGCAAGCCAAUCAUUUUUGAUUGCCUGGUACUUCAGCAGAUCCAGUAUGCAGGAUGGAAUGGAUCUCUUGAAUGUGAUUCUCAGAUCUCUCUGCCAACUAUGGCUGUCAAAACAGUCCCCACACUGCAGUCUGUAAAACAGAAAGCAGGUAAUGUCCUCCAGAUGCUGCUGCAGUAGAAGCCUCAUUUGCAGACAGACCUUUGUUGUGGUUACGAUUAAAGGAAAACAUAAUUUGUCCAUCAUUUCAAAGGCGUCUAUGGUAAAAAAUUGAUGAAUGUAAAUCUACUUCAUGUACUUCAUUCAUUCUUUCCAUUGCAAAUGUCUGCUAAACCACAGUAAUGAUGAUUGACCACCGUUACAUUUGUUUACUUCUGUCACAAGGUUUUGAUAUUUAAAAAGUAAUUACAAGAAUUGUGCACAAUUAAAUGUCAAGUGGUACCUCAGUUUCUCUUUACAGCUACUUGAAGUAAAAUGCUUUCAGACAGACCUCCAGCUCAUCACACUUCUUUAGCUAUUUUAAAGUCUGGAGGAUAUACGAGACCACCUUCAAGGGCCGUAUCUGUCCCCACAAACCUACCGUCACCGUUUUCUUCUUUCUUUUUAGCCUACAUUUCUUACAUAAUGUGAAUAUUUGUGAACACUUCAUGAACAGUUGUCCACAAAUGGUCAGAGUUUAUUUCCAAAACAAUCUUAUUACGUUAACUUGCUUUAAAAGUUCUGUUUGCUUUUCUUUCUCCUGUUGUGGAGAGACGACGCUUUACUCUGACCAUUGCAAUAACUAAUCUACUUUUUCUUUCGUUUUAAUAAAUGCUCCUACAUGUUUACACUUUGUACCUGCCCAUACAAGAUUGAGUUCAUUUCUAUUAGAGUGUGUUUGUAAUAGAGCCUAGUUUAAUCGUGUGGUCUCAAACCAUAUUUUUAACUUCUGUCUCCUUUGGAGGACCUUAGCCAAGAGCUAUGCAAUUUCUGUACAUGAAAUUGACUUUGAAACGAAAUAAACAUCAGUGAUUUGGG